Molecule: messenger RNA, 1521 nt
Organism: Cetraspora pellucida
Lineage: Eukaryota; Fungi; Glomeromycota; Glomeromycetes; Diversisporales; Gigasporaceae
Source: the annotation of a GenBank genome assembly
AUGUUAUCAAAAUUUAGCACAUUACAAACUACAAUGUUUGAAUAUAUAACAAUAAAAACCAUAUGCAAAAUUAUAUUAAUUUUCUUACUAUUAAGCUUCCUCAUUGUUGCCUUAGAACUAAGAGAACAAGAGUUCACAGAAUCGUUUGAGGAAAUACAUAAUACGGAUAAAUAUAUUGAGGAGAAUAUAAUAAACGAGAACGGAAUUUAUAAUGAUUCAAAAGAGUAUACAGUUCAAGAUACAAUAAAAGAGAAUGCAGCUAAAGAGAGUACAGUUAAAGUAGAUACAGCUCAAGAUGAUACAGUUAAAGAAGAUAUAGUCGAAGAGGAUACAAUUAAUUCACCUCUUGAAACACCACUAACAGAGGACGAAAAGAUCAACAUAAAAUAUUGUCAAGAGAAAACAUGUAAAUUCUUGUUUCCAUACUCUCACCCAGAACAAGAGACUCGCGCCAAUAUUCAUGUUCGCCUUUACACGCAAUUAGCACGAUCUCUAAAUCGUACUUUAGUCCUAUCAAACGUUGGAAAUUCAAAAGUUAGAGCAUGUGCUCUAUAUCCAUUUGAUUUCUAUUAUGAUCUAAAAGCAUUCCAAAAAAAUUAUCCUGACAUUCGAUUUAUAACUCAAAAGAAAUUUUUUGAAUGGACAAAAGAAAGAAAAAUCAAACCAAUGGCCCAACAUUCACGGAUGGUUCAAGACGAUAAAAACGAUUCAGACGUUUAUCUAACGACUAUGGGUGUGAUUGAAGGUGAUAAACUUGGAAGCAAAAUAACAAAUUCUUUCUGCUUAGGUAUAUUUAAUCUAAACAUCACGGAUUAUAAAGAAUUUCAUACAGGGAUUGGAAAGUUAGAUCGCAAAGCAAUGUUGAAACUUGUUACAAACACUCUAAAUUUACCAGAACAUGAAGUAAUAAUGAUAUUACAUUUGUCGACUAAAGAAUAUUUUCCAAAAAUUGAUAAAGUAAUUCCAUAUUCGCCGUCUAUUAUUAAUGAAUCCAAAAAAGUCAUAAAGAAAUUAAAGCCUUAUAUAGCUGUUCAUUGGAGAAUGGAGAAAGGUCAGCCAAAUUUAAUGCCAAAAUGUGCCAGGGAACUUGUUAAAACAUUAAAAAACCUUCAAAGAAAAUAUGGAAUAACAAAUGUAUAUUUGGCAACAGAUUUUCCACUUAACGGUAAUAAGCCCCAAUCACUGACUUUUCAUAAAAUUUCCAACUUUCAUAAAGAAGCUAUUGAAAUACUUGGACUAAAUAGUAGAUUUGUAAAUAGAUCCGAUCAUAUAAAAUUCGAUACAUGGAUUUCGACGGACGCUUUCUCACAAAUUAGAGACGACCCAAAGUACGAAUCAGAAUUUAAAAAUGCUGGUAUACACGGAAUACUUGAUAAAUUAGUUUGUGUAAAGGCAAAAUAUUUCUUAAAGGGUCCAGAAGGUUGUGCUAGAACAUCUAGUACUUUUACAAAUGCUAUUGUUAGGGAAAGAACAAAGUUUAAGAAGAAAUAUAAGUUGAUUAAUAUUGUUUCCUUUUGGUGA